Molecule: messenger RNA, 1002 nt
Organism: Alternaria metachromatica
Lineage: Eukaryota; Fungi; Ascomycota; Dothideomycetes; Pleosporales; Pleosporaceae
Exons: 3
Coding region: 1-1002 (333 amino acids)
Source: RefSeq, a predicted model, not a curated record
AUGCCUCUGUCCGAUUUCCAGAUACCCGAUUCCGUUGAGGGCCUGAAGGCAGCCCUUAGCAACGUCGAUGAAGACAUAUAUAGCACUGAAGACAGGGAACGCGAACAAGCCCGCUUAGCAGAUGAUGAUCUACGGUUGCUGGGCGCGAAACGUCUUGCCAUACGCAUACUCUUGUUGUCGAAGAGAGACCAGCAGUGUCGAGAAGUUAUACAAGAGCUACCAAAUGCGGUCUUGGAGAAACUACCACGUGAGCUCCGGGACAUGAUCUACACGGAGCUGUACCGCGGAAGCCAGGACGAACCGUACGAGAUUGUCGAAAACAACUCUAAGCACCCAUACGACCCCUUGUACGAGUUUGCGCCUAUGAUCGAAGCAUAUGAGCCGCCAUAUUGGAUGCUGGAACGUGAGGUCGGCCCCGAGUUCGCGCGCGAAGCUGUGGAGAUUUGGUACAAGUGCGCAGAUCUUUUGGUCGACAUAAAGCUGCUACAACCACUAUUGCAAGACGACGAUGGCGUCUUGUAUGAUAGCUGGUCGCCUUCGGUCCGGACAUGCGAUUUCCUUAGGAAGCUGGACAUCGCCAUCGGCCCCGCGUCACCACCGUUGCACACAGGAGAAAGUAGGCCAUCAAGUCGAGCAGUACACAUCCGACAGAUAUGUCGGUCACUCUCUACCUUGUUGGAAGAAUCAAGUGUUGCACGGAAGGAGGGGUUCAGGCUGCACAUUGCCUUUCAAUGGGAUAUGUCCGACGAUUGGUCCGACUACCUGAAAGCAGUCUGCCCAGUGGUUUAUCGUUUGAAGACCCAAGGCUUCGUGGUUUCAGGUCGCCAAAAUUAUGGAGAGUAUAUUCGACACAAGUGCUACGAAGCCGGCUGUUCGUGCGAGUCCUGGCGACUUGGAGACAUUGAGUGGUACAGUGGCGCUAUCGAUGAUUGGUUCGACUGCUCGGAGGAGGAGUGUAUGGAGAGGAUAGAAGAGGAGAGAAAAAGACACUGUAAUGAGUAA